This is a messenger RNA of Aspergillus neoniger CBS 115656, 2987 nucleotides long. Its product is annotated as putative RSC complex subunit (RSC1). The coding region runs from base 115 to 2730 and encodes 871 amino acids. The transcript is spliced from 6 exons. Gene Ontology annotation, cellular component: RSC-type complex. Gene Ontology annotation, biological process: chromatin remodeling. Lineage: Eukaryota; Fungi; Ascomycota; Eurotiomycetes; Eurotiales; Aspergillaceae. The record is from RefSeq and is a predicted model, not a curated record. Gene Ontology annotation, molecular function: protein binding; chromatin binding.
CUGCUCCCGCUGUCGAUGUGCUCGACUGACAGGAUAUCUUGAAAUCAAGACUGACGAGUGGGUUUGGGCCCUGAUCUGCGUGCCGUUUCUUGCGUGGCCGCGGCCGUCUACAGUAUGGAACCGGAGCCGUCGCAAGCGCAACCUCAACCUGCUCCUGAGGAACCGGUCAAGUCGAUCGAGAACGAUGGCCAGACCGACGGUCAGGCUCCCACCGAUGGGAUCACAGAUGAUCAAUGGAGGUCAAUGAUGAAUGUGGUUUUGGCUAUCUAUGAAUUCAGAGAAGAGGAUGGCCAUGAUCCAUCAAGACUGUUCCAGCGAAGCGUCAACAAACGCAAUGUUCCCGAUUAUUACGAUAUCAUCAAGGAGCCUAUGGCUCUAAGCAUUCUUAAACAGAAGAUCAACAAGCGCGAGUAUAAGAGCUUCUCGGAGUUCGUGCGCGACUGUGCCCUAAUCCCUCACAAUGCGCAAACCUACAACCGCCCCAAAUCCCAAGCGUACGAAGAUGCGCUCGUGAUAAAGGAUGUCUUCAUUGCCGAGUUUCGAAAACUGGUUGAUCAAGGGAUCAUCACUGCAGAAGAGGCUGAACUUCCCGAUCUGGGGGAAAUCCCCGAGGCCGAUCCUCUUCCCGAGGAAGAGGAAGAGGAAGACGAGGAUGAAGAAGACGAAGAGGAUGAGGAAGAUUCGGAUGAUGAGAGCCGACGGAAGAAGAAAAAGGGCCCUCGUCCGGGUGGUAAACGGGACGGUGGCAAAGAUGACGGUCAAAAGUCGAACGAUCCCGAACUGAGGAAGAAACGUGGACGACCACCGCGUGUUGAUACCCCGAUGGAGGCUAGAAUCAAAGCUGUCUUAAAGGGUAUUCGGAAGCUGAAGGGCCCUGGUAGCCAACUCAAGGUGCGACAUUUCGAGCGAUUGCCCGACAAGGCCACCUACCCGGACUAUUACAUGGAAAUCAGAGAACCCAUUGCUAUCGACAUUAUCAAGCGGAAGUCGAAGCGGAAGAAGUACAAUUCCGUGGACCAUUUCAUGAGAGACAUGGACCUCAUGUUUAACAACGCAAAGGCCUACAACCAGCCAGAGAGUCAAAUCUAUAAGGAUGCGGUUGACUUGCAAUUGGAAGCACGCAAACUGGCGGAGCACGAGAAGAAGAAGCCGGACAGUGAAUACUUGAUGGAGGAUGGACGCUUGCCCCUCCCGGAUGGCAUCCUGCACAAGAGCGAGCUGUGGAAGGUUGGCGACUGGGUACAUAUUCAGAACCCGAAUGACGUGACGAAACCCAUUGUCGCCCAGAUUUACCGCACAUGGCAGGAUUCUGAGGGUGAGAAAUGGAUCAACGCUUGUUGGUACUAUCGCCCCGAGCAAACUGUCCAUCACUUCGAGAAGCAUUUCUACCCCAAUGAAGUGGUCAAGACUGGUCAAUAUCGUGAUCACCGGGUGGAGGAGAUUGUGGAUCGUUGCUUCGUGAUGUUCUUCACUCGCUAUAAUCGUGGUCGACCCCGAGGUCUUCCGCCCGACAAAGAUGUCUACGUCUGCGAGGCUCGGUACAAUGAAGAGAAGCAUAAACUGAACAAGAUUAAAACGUGGGCGAGUUGUCUCCCCGAUGAAGUCAGGGAAAAGGACUACGAGAUGGAUUUGUUUGAUGCUCCCCGAAGGAUCAAGAAGAUCCCCAGCCCAAUCAAGCAUUUGCUGAAGAGCGAUGCGAAGGAGACCGAUGACCUGCCCAAACCGACUUGGGGGGCCGAGAAUGCUCCUCCUGUCGUCGGUGCAGUUCAUCGCCGCCCUCGAGAUGAGAACGAAUCUCCUCCUCCAGAACCAACCCCGUCACCACCUCCGUCCCUACCACCACCAACCUUGCCCCCAGCUCCACCUCGACAGCCAUCGAUCCCUCAGUCGUCUGGACGGCCCAGUAUAGACAAUCAAAGCACCGGCGUGACGGCUGGAACUGUGGCGGCGGUCCGAUCCCCAGCUGCACCUAUUCCUCCGGCCCAGAGCUCACCGGCACCAGCUCCUCCGAAGCGUGCUAGCGCAUUCGUCCCUCAAACACCUCACCCGGCUACCUACCAAACGUCGGCUAUGUCUCACCCAUACGCGGCCGCUCAACAAACACCAUAUAACGCAUAUUCUGGCGGCCGGUUGCCGGUUCCUCCCAUGGGAAUGUACAAUCCCAACGCUCCUCGUCCGAUCGAAGUCUUCCAUUUGAGCGAUUCUGCGAAUGCUGCCAUCCCGGCCGACAUACGUGAACAGUUCCACUGUGAUGAUCAGGGUCGCGUGCUAUUCUUCUCCAGCCCGCCGCUUGAUGUAGUCCCAUCCGUUCAGCAAAAGCUAGGCCAUUCACUCAAAUAUCUAGCUGCCAAAGAGGAGCGGAGAAGGUUGGUGGAGGCCAAGAAGCGCAAAGAGAUGGAUGAACAGGCCGAGCGAGAAGCAGAUGCUAAGCGACAGCGAGCUGACAUUGAGACAACUCUCGCCGCUCGGGUGGACGCUCUGACAACUAGGGCCGUGGAGAAUUUGACGUCCCAGAUCACGCAGGGCACAGGUCAGCUUUACGAAAUCCUGUAUCAGGACCAGGCGGAAAGUAUCCGACAGGCAGAUGCCAAAGCUCACGAACAAAGGCUUCUUGCCGACCACAUGUCCCAGCAGGAAACCGCGCGGAUAUUGGCAAACUCGCAGCCGCCGAGCUACAUCAGCCUUAAAGGUAACGCCAUGUACCUGAGCGACAUUGGACCUAAAGCUUGAUUUGUUGCGAAGGAACUGUCUUGAAUCGACUACGGCUUAAUUCCCUCGAAUGCUCAGUGAGACAAAGACUGCCCACUGGAUUGCCACGAGCUAGGUAGGAUGAGGGUACAACCACGGAACUUGCUUUGGACGGAUGGCGAUGUCGUCGUCUUCAUCAUCAUCCUCGAUAGCCUCUUGUUACCCGACCAAACUCAAUCGUAGAAGAAUUUUGUUCGUCAAGUCCAUGUUCUCAUGUAUAGUAGUACGUUAAAUGCAGU